AAAUGGUUGCUCGCGUCUCCCGUUUCUCAUAGACGCCUUAGAGAAACAAACUAGAACUAGAGCAGCCAUGCGAACGCAUUUCUUUCUCCUGCAAAAUCCAUGCCUUUAAACUUUUCCACUGAAGCUACAAUUCGUACUCUCUUCAAUUCCUGCAAAAAUAUACACCACCUCUAUCAGCUCCACGCCCGCAUAAUCCGAAAAGGACUUGAGCAAGAUCACUUUAUUAUCUCCCGUGUGCUCACCCUCUCCAAUUCUAUAUCCUAUUCGACUUUCAUUUUCAAUCGUCUCCUUACUCCCUCGACUGUCUUAUACAAUAUACUCCUCAAACUAUACUCCAAAAAAUCUCAUUUUGACGAUUCAAUUUCUCUUUUUAUUCGCAUGAAGCGGAGUGAACAUUCUUGGCCGGAUGAAUACACGUAUCCUUCGGUUAUCAGGUCGUGUUUGAAUGAGUAUAAACUAAAGGAAGGUCAAAUUUUUCAUGGGUCGGCGAUAAGGAGUGGGGUUAGUAAAGAUUUGUACGUUGGGUCUAGUUUGAUUGAUUUUUACGGAAAAUGCAAGGAGAUAUUAACUGCACGCAAGGUGUUUGAUGAAAUGACUGAAAGGAAUGUUGUUUCUUGGACUGCAAUGGUCCAUGGGUAUUUGAAUGUUGGGGAUUUGGAUAAUGCGAAAAGAGUGUUUGUUCAAAUGCCGGAGAGGAACUUAACUUCCUGGAAUGCGAUGGUUGGUGGAUUGGUGAAAGGAGGGGAUUUGAUUAAUGCUAGGAAGGUGUUUGAUGACAUGCCUGAAAGGGAUGUUGUUUCUUUUACUGUUAUGAUUGAUGGCUAUGCAAAGGUAGGGGAUAUAGCAUCUGCCAGAGCUUUGUUUGAUAAAGCUCCGAAAAGAGAUGCCUUUUUGUGGUCAGUAUUAAUAUCGGGAUAUGCUCAAAAUGGGCUCCCAAACGAGGCAUUGAAGAUAUUCCAAGGAAUGGAGUUAAUGAAUGUUAAGCCAGAUGAGUAUAUAAUGGUUAGCUUGAUGUCAGCAUGUUCUCAAGUGGGUAAUUUAGAUUUAGCAAAAUGGGUUGACUGUUAUUUGAGUCAGAGCUCGAUUGAUAUUGGUCAAACUCAUGUUGUUGCUGCACUUAUUGACAUGAAUGCAAAGUGCGGGAACAUGGAUAGAGCAAAUAAGUUAUUUGAAGAAAUGCCUAAAAGGGACCUUUUUUCUUAUUGUUCUAUGAUACAAGGAUUGUCCAUUCAUGGAUAUGCUGAACAGGCUGUGGGAUUAUUCAAUAAAAUGCUAAAUGAGGGAUUAAUUCCAGAUAAUGCAGCAUUUACUGUCAUUUUGACAGCUUGUAGCCAUGGAAGGCUUGUUGAGGAGGGUAAGCAUUACUUUGAAACCAUGAAAAGCAAGUAUUCUAUGGUUCCCUCUCCUGAACACUAUGCAUGUAUGGUUGAUCUUCUUAGCCGAUCAGGACAGCUAAAAGAAGCUUAUGAGCUUCUGAAGUCAAUGCCUGUGGAAUCUCAUGCAAGUGCAUGGGGUGCACUUCUUGGAGCUUGUAAGUUUUAUGGUGAGGUUGAGUUGGGGGAGAUUGUUGCUAACCGCUUAUUUGAGCUUGAACCUGAAAAUUCCAGUCCUUAUGUGCUCUUGUCAAGCAUCUAUGCUGCAGCAGAUCAAUGGCUGGAUGUUUCUCAUGUCAAGAACAAAAUGAAGGAGAGAGGGCUUAGGAAACUACCUGGCUGCAGUUGGAUAUAGCACGAAAGGUAUGAUUUUUUUGCAUCCCUCAACUACGCCAUUUGUGUGCCCAGAAUUAGAUGAAAUAUGAAACAAGCAACAUUCAAUUCUUUACCCGGAAUUGAAAUAUGGAUUCCAAAUUUACACUAGACUCCAGACUAGGUGUGUGGUUUAAAUUGGACAUCCUGUGCCAAAUCCAUGAUUCUAGCUUGGUGUCAUUGAACAUGAAAGAAGUGCAUUUUGGUUGCUAUGUUUAAAAUUGUCACCUGAAGUGAUGGAAACGUGACCAUUGGCUUUAGUAGAUUGAUGGUUUAAUGCUGAAGUUGAAACUGCAAGGCAGCUUAUGUAAAGCCAGUUCUUUGAUGAAAUUUUUGGUUGAUCAAAGGCUGCAAAUAGUUUUGACCGUAUUAGUUUUCCUAAGGAAUUUUACAGUAACAGUGUAACUUUCAGUAUUUACUUUUGUUUUCAAUAUUGACUCGUUUUACUAUUUCGCUCACCAAAUUACUCUUUCCACCGAUCACAAUUUUGAAUGAAAUUUAUUUUUGGUAUUACACGCCAUUCUCUCCUAUCAGUACCCUGAAUUGUCAUGUUAGAGUCAGACCUUUGAACCUUAUGCUGCAACAAGCAACAGUAUGUUUCUUUUACCUAAAUAUGAAAUGAAAAUAGAAAUCAGAAUACAAAUUACAGCUUAAUUUCUGGUAUGCAAUUCACUUUUUUUUUCCUCACUUAUGUUUUUUAUUUUACAUGAAGACUCGAGAAAAAAAGCUUCUAAUGUGCUAGCUUUCAAUGCAUAAGCAACAUAAGCUGGAGAAGUUUGAAAUAAAGUACUAAACAUGAGUUUUGAUAUUUUCAAAAUAUACUGUAUUUAGUUGAGUAGAUUAUUGUCAAUUUCACCGAGUCAGAACUGAAAGAACAUUAAUAUUAUUUGCAUAUAAGCAGUUUAUAAACAAAGAAAAAUUUAAAUCUGAACCUUUAAACUUAUGAUACUAUAUUCGUCAAUUUAUUCUCUAAAUUUCAAUUAAUUGGGCUUCAAAACUUUGCAAAUUUGAUGAACAUAUGUUUAACAAAUUCGCAAAAUUAACCCCACUCAUUUUUCUAAAUUUAUGGGGGAACUAAUGUUAACCAAGACGAUGCAGACUGAAAUGCUGCUCCAUCUUGAUAUGAACAGAUUUCUUUUGCAUAUUUCUAAUGCAUUUCAACAUGGCUAUCCAAAUAAGACAUUGCAACAGCAGCAUGAAAAGCUGCACCUACUGGAAGAGCCAUUUCAUCAAUAAAAAAGUAAGGUGAGUGCAAUGGCACAUCCGAUUUCAACGUCUCAUUUUUAAUCCCAAGAGCAAAUGCAGUAGCAGGAAUCUUCUUGGAAAAGAAACUGAAAUCCUCUGCUCCCAUGGUCACUGGAAGAAGCUGCACGUUCUGCUUCCCGAUGAACAGAAUGCUACUACUACAUCUUUCAGAAAUCUAUUCUGCAAUAAAGAAAGGAAAAGAUUACACCAGCACGAAGAGGAUCCAACUCUCGAGAUACAAUCUGUUGGAGAGCAAUGAUUGCAAAAGAUGCAGCAAGAAUUGGAUCUAUACUACUAUGUGGAGUUGCUGCAUGCCUGCCUUUUCCUCGAAUUGUAACAGAGAAAAGUCCAGCACCGGCCAAUAUUGGACCAGGCCUUGAGGCAAUAACGCCAGUGGGAAUUGAAGGUAAAACAUGUAACAUGAAGAUAGCUUUCACAUCAUCAAGAACACCAUCUUGUAACAUAUGGUAAGCACCAGCAUAACCUUCUUCUCCUGGCUGGAAAACAAGCUUCACAGUACCCUUCAAAAAUUAAAAGCUCAAAUUGUGAGGUAAAAAAAUGUACUUGAGCUGUUUUUCUUUUUUUUCCUCUCCCGAUAACAUUUAGAUAUAGAAGUGAUAGAAAUUACCUUUAUUUCAUUUCUCUUUUGCUGGAGUAAUUUGGCUGCUCCAAGAAGCAUUGACACAUGAGAAUCAUGACCACAAGCAUGCAUUCUGCCAUCAAUUUUACUCUGGUGUUCCCACUCCACUAAUUCCUUCCAUAUGGUAAGAGUAUUUUAACGAUGUCAAAUAUUUAUAAGAAAGGCAGAGGACAAUUGCUAAUAGUUGCAAAAGAUUAAUUUUUUCUCUAACAAUUUUAUCUUGUAAAAGGUAUCCUUUUUUACAUUUCUGUAUAUAGUCUCACAUUAAUAUUGUAAUUAAGCAGAAGUGACUGAAAUUAAGCAAAAUCUCUGUAUCCACCAUUACCGAGAAGGUUUACCUGCAAAGGAAGGGCAUCCAUGUCAGCUCUGAGGGCAAAAACUGGUUUCUCUCCCGAACCAAUAGAAGCGACUACUCCAGUUUUGGCAACAGGCCACUUAUACUUGAUCCCAAGUGAGUCAAGCUCAGUCCUGAUGAGUUGACUCGUUCUAUGCUCCUCAAAUCCAAGCUCUGGAUGUUCAUGGAUUCUUCUUCUUAUUCCUUUUAUCCAUUCAAGGAACUUAACCUCCCUCGCCGAUUCCAACAAUUCCUGACUCAGUAACUCCAAACCUGAUUCAGUCGACAAAGCUGAAGAUUGAUAUAAGAAGGCUGAGACGCAGAGCAAGGACAUUAAAUUAAAACCCAUCAGGCAAAUGCCAUUGAAAGACAUUCCAAUUCCCAAAAUCAGUUUUUAAGUUGCGGACUCCAUAAAAACAAAGUUUCUGUCCGAGCCCAUGUUUUAUUUUGUGGACAGGAAGUUUUAAGCCUGGGAUGGGAGUGGGAGCUAGUGAGAGUGACGGUUGGGUUAGAGCUUUAUUUCUGAAUUUAUUUUUAGUGUGAAGAAAAUAUUAGUGAAUAUUUAAUUAUUUAUUUUUACUAAAAUUCAAAUGGUGAGUUUCUUUC
Molecule: messenger RNA, 4570 nt
Organism: Jatropha curcas
Lineage: Eukaryota; Viridiplantae; Streptophyta; Magnoliopsida; Malpighiales; Euphorbiaceae
Source: RefSeq, a predicted model, not a curated record